AUGGAUGAAACUACUCCUCCGAGAAAGGAUUCAGAACAUGUCUUUGUAGAUGACGUUAUUCUUGAAAUUUUACAAUUCCUAGAUUCAAAAUUAAUCAUCCGAGUGUGUAUGAGAAUUUCCAGACAAUGGUAUCGGCAAUGUCUUAAAAUACCUUUAAUUGUAUCUUUCUGUUCUUUUCCUUCGAGUCCAUCCUAUCAACUAAUUGGUCCCGAAGGAGUCAAACAUAUUGCCAUGUGUGAGAGUUUGAGAAAUUUAAAGGAAUUACAUGUACCUGCUCAGAAAAUUGGAUCCUCAGGAGUGAAAUAUAUUUCCGAGAGCGAGAAUGUGAGGAAUUUAAAAGUGUUGGAUUUAUCGGGAACCACACAUGCAGGUGGCUCGUUUUUUAAAGUGAAUAAUUUUGUUCGUAGAGAAGGUGUCAUGUGUUUGGCUCAGAGUAAAAAUUUAAUAAGUUUGACAUCAUUGAAAUUACACUGCAACAACCUUUCGUCGGAAGAUGUCAAAAUAAUUUCAGGUAGUGAAAAUAUGAAAAAUUUAAAAGUUUUGACUCUAGGUCAAAAUGUCAUUGACUCGUUAGGUGCUGCAUAUAUUGCCUCAAGUGAACAUUUGAGGAAUUUAACAUGCCUAGAUUUGAGUAAUAAUAAUCUGAUUGACAUGAAAGGAGCUGAACAUAUUGCUAAUAGUGAGAAUAUGCAAAACCUAACUGAUUUAAACUUGGCUAAAAAUUCUAUCAACUCUGAAGGUGCUAAACUUAUUGCAAGCAGCCAAUUUUUGAGCAAUUUACGAACAUUAGAUGUGUCUUGCAACAACAUUGGUCCUGAAGGAGUCAAACACAUUAGUGAAAGCAUGAAGAAUUUAACAGCCUUACGUCUGGACAACAAUAGUGUUGGUGUGAAAGGCGUUCACUCUAUAUCUAAUAGUCAUUGCAUGAACAAUUUAAUUUCCUUACAUUUACCGAGGAAUGAAAUUGGUUCUGAAGGAGCUCACUUUCUUGCUCAAAGUAGUCAACUGAAGAAUUUAACCGAUCUUAAUUUACAACACAAUUAUAUUGGAUCAGAAGGUGUAAAAUUUAUUACAGAUAGCCCGUUCUUGAAAAAUUUGACAUCGCUACAACUGCAACUUAACAACAUAGGCUCUAAGGGAGUGAAAUAUCUUUUCCACAACGAGAGUCAUUUGACGAAAUUAAGAGAAUUGUAUUUGACUAAAAACGAUAUUGAUUCUGAAGGAUGCAAAUACAUUGCCAAUAGCAUUCAAAUGAAGGACUUGACCAUCUUGAAUUUAGAUUGGAACAACAUUGGAAAUGAAGGCGUAAAAUGGCUUUCUGAAAGCGACAAUCUAAAGAAUUUAACAAUUUUGACUCUAUCUUGUAACAAGAUUAGUUCAGAAGGAGCUUUUAUGACUAUUAACAACAAGAAAAUGCCAAAAUUGAAAGAAUUACAUCUGUCCCAUAAUAACAUUGAUCCUUGUUGUGUGAAAGAUUUGACUCGCAUGGCCUCCCAUUUAACUUUGAAUGUUUGA
Messenger RNA from Naegleria fowleri, 1515 nucleotides. RefSeq lists its product as uncharacterized. The record is from RefSeq and is a predicted model, not a curated record. Gene Ontology annotation, molecular function: small GTPase binding; GTPase activator activity. Gene Ontology annotation, biological process: activation of GTPase activity; nucleocytoplasmic transport. The transcript has a single exon. Gene Ontology annotation, cellular component: nucleus; perinuclear region of cytoplasm; cytosol. The coding region runs from base 1 to 1515 and encodes 504 amino acids. Lineage: Eukaryota; Heterolobosea; Eutetramitea; Acrasida; Naegleriidae.